This is a messenger RNA of Gossypium raimondii (Peruvian cotton), 780 nucleotides long. RefSeq names its product protein NETWORKED 4B-like. Lineage: Eukaryota; Viridiplantae; Streptophyta; Magnoliopsida; Malvales; Malvaceae. The record is from RefSeq and is a predicted model, not a curated record. The coding region runs from base 1 to 780 and encodes 259 amino acids. The transcript is spliced from 3 exons.
AUGCUGCUGGCCACAUGUUGCUUUGCAGUCCAGCUUUCAACACAUCCACACUCUCUCACUUUUGUCAAGAAAUUUCCUUACUACCCUGAAUGUAACCAGAAUGCAAGUAUAUUGCUCAUUGGGAAUGCAGAAAAUCAACAAUCCGUGGUAGGUGCUGAAAAUUGCGGCUUCAGUUUCACAAAAAAAGUUCAACAAAAACCAGAACACCCUCAAGUUCCGCCCUCGAUAGCGCUUUCCCUGCUUGGAAGUGUAUUGGAGGAAAAAAUAAGGCAGCGUGAGACCAAAAAUUCGGAAAUCGAAAGCUUGCUUGUUGUACAAGAAACCAACUUACAAGGUCAGAUCAAUCAAUUGAAGACAGAACUUAAUGAGAAAGGUAUACACAUAGAAGCUUUGAAUAAGAACCUUGACAAAAUGAAAUUGAAAUAUGAUAUGCUUAUGACAGACAAAGAUUGUGUUACUGCAACAGUAAACAAUCUCGUAGCCGAGGUUCGUUCUCGUGAUUUACGGAUCAGACAAAUGGAGGACCAUUUACAACAAUUAAGCAAGGAACAUAUGCAGCUAACAAAGAAUCUAGAAGAUGAGUUGAAAUUGAAGAAAAAGGACCUUGAGAAGGAAGUGGAUAAGCAAAGGAACAUGAUCUUAGAUGUGUCUGAAGAGAAAAGAGAGGUAAUAAGACAGCGUACAUUCAGUCUGGACCAUUACAGGAGUGGUUAUAAAGAGUUUCAGACAUUCCUCAAGCACGAACGACACGCGGUUAUCGCUUUGAGUUCGAUUAAAUAG